AUGAGAGGGGAAUCAGGGGAUUAUGAUAUGAAUGUUAGAAGGGAUGAUGAUUUAGAAGCUUAUAGAAAUUUUUUGGAACUUCUAAACUUUCUUGCGCAACAUAAUGAAGAGAUUGGUCGUGCUUUCAAAAAUGCUCGUGGGAAUCUUAAACUAAGAGCUCCCUCAAUUCAAAAAGACAUUGUAAGAGCUGCUGCAAGUGAAACGACAAAAGUUAUUGUUAAUGAUCUUGGGGAUGAAUUGUUUGUUGUUUUGGUUGAUGAAGCCCGCGACAUUUCUAUUAAGGAGCAAAUGUCAGUUUGUUUAAGUUUGUGCAAUGUUGUUGGAGCUUCAUGUAAACGAAGAGAUAUGCUUCGUGAUAGUCAGAUGACUAAGACAAUUGAAGCAUUACAAAGUGGAGAAAUUGCUAGUGGACGUGGUUUGAAUCAAGAAAUAACUUUGAAAAGAGCUGGAGAUACUAGAUGGGGUUCACACUAUGGAACUAUACUUAGAUUAAUUUCUUUGUUUCCUUCCGUGGUCAAUGUUCUUGAAUAUGUUGAGGAAGAUGGAAAUAAUUCAGAACAAAGAGCUGAAGCAUGUCAUUUAUUGAAUGUCAUUCAAUCCUUUGAAUUCAUUUUCAACUUGCACUUGAUGAAAAAUAUCUUGGGAGUUACUAAUGAAUUAUCUCAAGCAUUACAAAGGAAUGAUCAAGACAUUGUAAAUGCUAUGACAUUGGUUAAAGUGUCUAAGCAACGGUUGCAAACUAUAAGAGAUGAUGGUUGGUCUCUUUUAGUUGACGAAGUCUCAUUCUUUUGUGAAAAAUAUAAUAUUACUGUUCCAAAAAUGGAUGAUAUAUUUGUGUCACAAGGAAGAUCAAGACGCAAAGCUCAAAAGAUUUCAAAUUUGCAUCAGUUUCAAGUUGAGAUAUUCUAUCAAGUAGUUGAUAGACAACUUCAAGAACUCAACAACAGUUUUACAGAGGUGAAUACUGAAUUACUUCUUUGUAUAGCUUGUCUGAAUCCAAGACACUCAUUUAUUGCGUUUGAUAAGGAAAAGUUAAUCCAGUUAGCUCAAUUCUAUCCAUUAGAAUUUUCUUCUACUCAACUUUUGGCACUUGAUAGUCAACUUGAGAACUUCAUACUAGAUGUGCGUUCUGAUGAUCAAUUCUCAAACUUAAAUGGGAUUGGUGCUCUUUCUCAAAAAUUGGUUGAGACUCGAAAAAAUAUUGUUUAUCCAUUAAUGUUUCUUCUUUUGAAGUUAGCUUUAGUUUUGCCUGUAGCAACUGCAUCAGUUGAAAGAACCUUUUCUGCUAUGAACAUCAUAAAGAGUCGGCUUUGCAACCGUAUGGGAGAUGAAUUUUUAAAUGAUUGUUUAAUGACAUACAUAGAAAGAGAGACAUUUGAUUGUAUUGACAAUGAAAAGAUUAUUCAAUCUUUUCAAAAUAUGAAACCCAGAAGAAUGGAAUUUUAA
Messenger RNA from Arachis stenosperma, 1446 nucleotides. RefSeq lists its product as uncharacterized. The record is from RefSeq and is a predicted model, not a curated record. The coding region runs from base 1 to 1446 and encodes 481 amino acids. Gene Ontology annotation, molecular function: protein dimerization activity. NCBI's taxonomy places the organism in Eukaryota, Viridiplantae, Streptophyta, Magnoliopsida, Fabales, Fabaceae. The transcript is spliced from 3 exons.